This is a messenger RNA of Euleptes europaea (tarantolino), 1879 nucleotides long. RefSeq names its product heparan-alpha-glucosaminide N-acetyltransferase (gene HGSNAT). The record is from RefSeq and is a predicted model, not a curated record. The transcript has 18 exons. Gene Ontology annotation, cellular component: lysosomal membrane. Gene Ontology annotation, biological process: lysosomal transport. NCBI's taxonomy places the organism in Eukaryota, Metazoa, Chordata, Lepidosauria, Squamata, Sphaerodactylidae. The coding region runs from base 1 to 1866 and encodes 621 amino acids.
AUGUCGGGGCGUCGCGGCCGCUGGGGCUCCUGCCCGUGGGGGCCGCUGCCCGCCCUGGCCGCCGCCCUGCUGCUCCUGCCUGGACGGGCCCAGCCGCCCGACCCAGUAGAUUUGUCACGGCGACAGCCCUGGGAGCUGAGAAUCGACCAGGCCUGGCUGCAAGUUCACAAUACGUUGCCUGGUGAGAACCUGACCAUCUCUUGGCUCUCAGACUACUGCUACAAGUGCUUGUUCCAGGAGCUGGGGCCUGUCCCAUUUGAAGAGCCUGGUGUUGCAGUGGAUUCUCAGCAUCCAGUGAAUCUGAUGGUCAAUAGCACUAUGAAAGGCAAAGAGCCUUGUAGGGUAAACUAUCAUUUUGGAGAAUUUGGAAACUAUUCUUUAAUAGUCAGGAGUGACCAUAGCAGCCAGAACAUUUUGUGCGACAUUGUUAUCAAUCAAAAACCUGUCAACAGCUACCUCCCUAUUUUCUUUGCAUUUCUCAUCUAUAUGGGCAUCUUCGCUAUACUGGCCUUGGGACAGUUUUGUAUAAACAUCGAACCAGUCAGGAAUUGGCUUUACAAUAAGAUGAAUCCAAGAGAAACAGAUCGUCUUAUUAAUUCAGAGUUUGGCUCCCCAAGACGGACAGAUUCCGUUAGCAGUGAUUUGCCACCGGGGGUGUGGAGCACUGGGACAGCCAUACCGAGACUUCGUUCCCUGGAUACGUUCAGAGGGUUGGCUCUUGCAAUUAUGGUCUUUGUGAAUUACGGCGGAGGAAAGUACUGGUUCUUCAAGCAUCAGAGCUGGAAUGGACUAACCGUAGCAGACCUUGUCUUUCCAUGGUUUGUGUUCAUCAUGGGCACCUCCACGGCCCUUUCCUUGAGUUCCAUGCUGAGGCGGGGCUGUUCUAAGGGGCAGCUGCUGCUGAAAAUCCUCUGGAGAAGUUUCUUCCUGUUCCUGAUUGGGGUCGUGGUUGUGAACCCAAAUUACUGCCUCGGGCCUUUGGCCUGGGAGAACCUGCGGAUCCCGGGGGUGCUCCAGAGACUGGGGUGCACAUACCUUGUGGUUGCUGGGCUGGAGCUCCUCUUUGCCAAGCCUGGGCCUGACAGCACCGGCGUGGAAGACGCUUUCCGGGACCUCAUGCCAUUCUGGCCCCAGUGGCUAUUCAUGAUGGCACUUGAAGCAGUUUGGCUGUGCUUAACCUUCCUGCUAAACGUCCCUGGGUGUCCCAGAGGAUACCUUGGUCCUGGAGGCAUUGGUGACUCUGGAGAAUAUCCCAACUGCACAGGAGGAGCAGCUGGCUACAUCGACCGUUUGCUCCUAGGAGAGAAGCACAUCUAUCAACACCCGUCUUCUAGCGUGCUGUACCUGACAACAGUGCCCUUUGACCCUGAAGGAAUUUUGGGGACCAUCAAUUCUGUCAUCCUGGCCUUCUUGGGACUUCAGGCAGGAAAAAUUCUCUUGUUUUACAAAGAACAGCACCGACAGAUAAUGCUCCGCUUUUGCGUUUGGACCGUAAUAAUGGGUGUCAUUUCUUCCGUCUUGACCAAAUGCUCCACAGAGGAAGGCGUUAUUCCUGUGAACAAAAACUUAUGGUCCAUCUCCUACGUGACCACCCUCAGCAGUUUUGCCUUCACCCUUCUGCUCUUGAUAUACUACCUGGUUGAUGUCAAGAGGGUGUGGUCAGGUGCUCCGUUUUUCUUCCUCGGCAUGAACUCAAUUCUUGUCUAUGUCGGCCAUGAAGUAUUUGAAAACUACUUCCCAUUUAAGUGGAAAAUGCGGAAUACACAAUCCCAUAGUGAACACUUGGCUCAGAACCUCAUUGCCACUUCUCUGUGGGUAAUCAUAUCAUAUGUACUGUAUCGGAAAAGGAUAUUCUGGAAAAUCUAAUGGAACAUCCAAG